Molecule: messenger RNA, 1300 nt
Organism: Cinclus cinclus
Lineage: Eukaryota; Metazoa; Chordata; Aves; Passeriformes; Cinclidae
Gene: SYF2
Product: SYF2 pre-mRNA splicing factor
Exons: 8
Coding region: 418-1194 (258 amino acids)
Cellular component (GO): post-mRNA release spliceosomal complex; catalytic step 2 spliceosome; Prp19 complex
Source: RefSeq, a predicted model, not a curated record
AAACCAAAAAUCCCGAGCCCUCCCGCCUCUCCUGUACGCACAGAAAGGUUUUACACAGAGAUGUGUUCGCACCACCGCAGAGAUAAAUUUGUAAUAAAUCUCCAUUGAAGAUCAAUUACACAGCCACUGCAGCAAUGCCACAGAAAUUUUGAUUUUCUUUGCUCAGAAGUUGCGACAAAACUUUGGGAAGCUCUGACUUUCCUCCUAUUUUGGGACACCUGAGGGAUUUUUUUUAUUUUUUAUUUUUUCCCCCCCCGGAUUUCAGGAGAAUUCCAGGAUCCAGCGGGGUCGGCGGCAGAACCUCCGGCCCGCUAGGGGGCGCCCGGAAGGAACCGGAAACCGGAACUGCGGAGCACCGGAAGUUCCAGAACACCGGAAGCGCAGGACACCGGAAGGCGGAAGCGCGGGCGCGGCGCGAUGGCGGCGGCGGUGUCGGCUCUCAGCAGUUUGGGGAUCCCCGAGGCCGAUGUCGGGAGCGAAGAGGAGGAGGAGGAGGAGGAGGCAGCGGCGGAGCCCGGCCAGGCCGCGACGGCGGCGGCGGAGCAGAGGCGGGAGGAGCGGCUGCGCCGGUUCCGGGAGCUCCACAUGAAGCGGUACGAGGCCUGCAAGCUGAACAGCCAGGAGGUGGUGGAGGAGGACAAAAGGCUGAAAUUGCCCCCAAACUGGGAAGCUAAAAAAGCUCGGCUGGAGUGGGAGCUGCAGGUGCAGGAGAAGAAGAAGGAAUGUGCAGCCAGGGGUGAGGACUACGAGCGGGUGAAGCUGCUGGAGAUCAGUGCUGAGGAUGCUGAGAGGUGGGAGAGGAAGAAGAAGAAGAAAAAUCCUGACCUGGGGUUCUCAGAUUAUGCAGCAGCACAGCUGCGCCAGUACCAGAGGCUGACCAGGCAGAUCAAACCCGACCUGGAGCAGUAUGAGAAGCUCAAGGAGCAAUACGGGGAAGGGCUGUACCCCACCUCAGACAGCCUCCUGCACGGCACCCACGUGCCCUCCAAGGACGGCGUGGACAGGAUGGUGGCAGACCUGGAGAAACAGAUCGAGAAGAGGGAGAAGUACAGCAGGAGGCGCCCCUACAACGACGACGCCGACAUCGACUACAUCAACGAGAGGAACGCCAAGUUCAACCAGAAGGCAGAGAGGUUCUACGGGAAAUACACGGCUGAGAUCAAACAGAACCUGGAGAGGGGCACGGCCGUGUGAGCCCGGGGGCACGGCUCCCAGCCCCCCCAGCCCCCGGGGGCACAGAUCCCAGCCCCCCCAGCCCCGGGGGCACAGAUCCCAGCCCCCCCAGGCCCCGGGGGCACAG